AGCUAAUGUAGCGGUUAGCUUCACCGCUGCUGCCUUGGUUUGUGCGUCACAUGCUAGCAAGAUCAAUUUAGCUAAAUGAGUGGCAGCUGCUAACCCUGAUAGACAGACAGACAAACCGCAGCCAAACAUGGCAGCUGACAUUACGACAUUUGUUUUCCUGUUGCUGCUUCAUCUUAAGUGUGAAGCCGGUGUUGCUACAAAACGAACUCUGGCAACAGAUUUGGGCGCCACACAUGACAACUCGCUGCUUUGUCUGGAGGAGAACAUGUCUGUUUAUAUAUCAAAGGAGAAGUUCCCAGAUCUUCCCCUCAGUAUUUAUGUUGGAGAUGAACGCGGGGGCUUUUACCAGGCUGCUGUAAUUGCAAAACAGUGCCACUACUUCCUGAGUGAAGGCGAUACUUUCGUUAACUUCGUCGUUUCCUACCACGGAUGUUUUGUGAGGAGACACAAGUACAACACAGUUCUGACUGUUGUUAUCAUGGCAUCGGCAGGAAGAGGAAGAUUUGAAAUAGUGAAGUCUUUCCUACUCAUCUGUAAAAGGAAAAAUAAAGAAGCAAACACUGUGAAUGAUUUAUCGAUGCCAAGACAGUAUUUCUGCAGCAAGGAUGGCUUUAAUAUUACCAUUACCCAGAAUGCCACAGUCCCACCGCUGAACUUGGAUGCUCUUUGGAUCCCCCUCAGUCUGAACCACAACUGUAAUCCUCCAAGAAGAUCUGGUGAUUCUGUCACCUUCCAGUUUCCAUUCACAGACUGUGGCACUCAGUUUAAGACUGCAAAUGGGAUUAUAACCUACUCAGUUGACAUAGAGGUCAAACAGCGGCACCAGCAGAAUGGCUCUAUAUUUCGGGACACGCCAUUUUACCUCACUGUGCAGUGUAGCUUUGCGUCGUCCCAAAAGACUCAACUGGGAGUUCAGGUUCAAGGACAAACGUUUGAGUUCUCAUCGACACUGAAGAACAAUGGAACGCUCAGAACAGAAAUGAGGUUUGCCAAAGAUUCUUCGUACAGCUCUUUCUACUCAUCACACCAGUCGCACACGGUCAUUGAGCUCGGUCAGCCUGUGUAUGUGGAGGUCUUUGUGGUCAAACAUAAGGACAAGGACUUGGUUCUACUGCUGGAUGACUGCUGGGCCACAAGAACCAGAAACCCUGACGACCUGCAGCGAUGGAGUCUUCUGAAGAAAGGGUGUCCUUUCACUGCUGACAGCCACACGACUGUUGUUUUGCCUGUGGUUCCUAAUAAAGAGCUGACGUUCCCUUCCCUUCACAAACGGUUCAUAGUCCAGAUGUUCUCAUUUGUAAAUUCCUCAGCAUCUGAAAACCAGGUUUAUUUCCACUGUGAUGUUGUAACCUGUAAAAAACCAGACUGCUUCCAUUCCUGCAAUAAUGGUGGACAUAAAACAAAAAGAAUCCCACCAGGAACAAGAUGGAUGCUGUCUAGGGGAGUCGUUUUUGGUGGCCCUCUUUAUUUAAAAAGAAAACAUGGAAGAACAUGGAGGGAACAAUGACAAUGAAAAGGAAAAAUCUAUCAAUAAAAUCCAAGUGUUGUAAAUUGGAAAUAUCAAUAAAACAAAACCACUAAAAAUUGUUCAAGAUGUGGUUUUAAUAUAAAUAUAUUUCUGCAUAAUUUUCGCACUUGGGUAUUAAAUUUAAAAACAUGGAAUAUCAUAUGUUGUUUUAUUUUUAAAGACCUUGUCAGACAACAAACAAAUCCACCUUGAAAUAAUUGUUUGAGUGAAAUAUCUCGACUCUUAAAAGAACAUUUUCAACUAAGUAGAGUCAGUUAUGUGGUGCAAAAAAAUUAUUUAUUUCCUUUUGUACAAAAAAAUGUUUUAAUUCAAUUGAUUUUUAUCGAUAUGAUGAGACUUUGGCAAUACAACAA
This is a messenger RNA of Cynoglossus semilaevis (tongue sole), 1881 nucleotides long. Its product is annotated as zona pellucida sperm-binding protein 4-like. The coding region runs from base 128 to 1507 and encodes 459 amino acids. Gene Ontology annotation, biological process: prevention of polyspermy; binding of sperm to zona pellucida. Lineage: Eukaryota; Metazoa; Chordata; Actinopteri; Pleuronectiformes; Cynoglossidae. The record is from RefSeq and is a predicted model, not a curated record. Gene Ontology annotation, cellular component: egg coat. Gene Ontology annotation, molecular function: acrosin binding; structural constituent of egg coat. The transcript has 10 exons.